Molecule: messenger RNA, 1458 nt
Organism: Adineta ricciae
Lineage: Eukaryota; Metazoa; Rotifera; Eurotatoria; Adinetida; Adinetidae
Source: the annotation of a GenBank genome assembly
AUGAGUUCUUCAUCUAUAGUAAAUUCGUGGACCGAAUGGGGGCAAUUAGAAACUAUUUGUAUCGGUACUGCUCAAGGCAUGUGCUAUCCUGAUGAAACGCCAACGUAUUCAUGGCAUACGCCACGUUCGAAUAUCCGACGAUAUAUCAAUUCAGUCAUUGGCCCACGACCGCGUCAUCGCAUUGAACAAGCCCAACAACAGCUGGACAAUCUUGCUGAUUUACUUCGAGCAGAAACAGUUCGAGUUUGUAACUCCGUUGAUGAAAUCUUCAAUGAAGAUAUCGAACAAAGCCUUAAGCGAAAACGAACAGUCAUUACCGAUAAGUCAGUAGCAUCGCCUGACGGACUUGAUGUAAAGAAAGGUAAAAUCGAGGUCUAUCGGCCAGAUCAAUUCUCAGACGAGAAGCUACGGUUUAAUUAUCACAUCUCGACACCUCAUUUCAAAUCACAAUAUCAAUAUGGACUUUCGUGUCCACGAGAUGUACUGAUCACUAUGGGUGACACCGUUUUGGAAGCACCAGUUUGCACUCACACACGUUAUUUUGAAACGGAAUAUUACAAACCCCUUCUAUAUUCGCUAUGGAAUCGUGAUUCACGCAUGAAAUGGUUACAACCACCGAAACCAACUUGUUCACCAGAACUCAUGUUCAAUGAUACCGAUUAUCGGGAAUACGCAACUCAAAAGGAAGUCAAUAAAUCGAACUAUGCUGAUAGUGGAUACAAGACAAAUCUGAAUGAAAAUGAAAUUGCCUUUGAUGCAGCCGAUAUGAUACGUAUGGGAAAAGAUGUCUUCUACAAAAAAUCUGCUUCUGCAAAUAACCAAGGUCUACAUUGGCUUCGUCGAGUCUUCCCUCAUCUUCGUUUUCAUAUGAUCCAUUUUCCAAGCGAUGACAGUUCUCAUUUGGACUACGGACUGAUGCCAUUGAGACCGCCGACAUCUGGUUCUGAGGGUCUAGUUCUUCUCAACCAAAAAUUUCCGCCGUUAGCUAGCGAAACGAAAAUCUUCACGGAUAACGAUUGGCGUCCGAUAUGGGCACCCCUAGGUUGCACAACUGCGGUUGCGCCCCUAUCACUCUGUUCAUCUAGCUUCAAUACGAAUUUCUUAUCUCUUAAUGAUCGCUGUAUUGUAAUGGAAGAAUGUGAAUUACCGCUCUACCAUUUGCUACAUGACGAUCUGGGUUUCGAUGUCAUUACGUGUCCAUUUCGAACUCUAUUGGAAUUUGGCGGUUCGAUUCAUUGUGUUACAUGGGAUAUACGGCGCGAUGACUCUUGUACCGAUCAUUUUCCGAAUCAAGAUUAUGAAAGUGAAUGCAACAUGGAUCUAAACCAUUAUUUCGAUAGUCAAAUUUUAUCGCCGGAGAUUCAAUUCUUUCUUUUAAGUUCGUCGACAUUCAUGUAUACAUAUAUCAUCGUAUUUGAAGAAAAACAGAGACAUUUCAUUGUACAGAACAAGAUAUAA